GCUGCAUGUAACUAGAACACAGAGAGAGACUUGAGGCUCCUAGUUGUUAAAAACAUCACUGCCCAUUAAAAUGCUCCCUCUGGAAUAGUCAGUCCAUUUAUUAUAUUUUAAAAUAUUACAUUAAGGCAUAAUUUCAAGAAGCAAGACCACAGUAUGGAGAUUUUAUUGCUAUUUUACAUUUUUUUUAUUUGUGGACUUUUUCUUACAGGGGUUGAAAAUGGGGAAGUUUGCAUGUUUUGGCAACUGUGAAUCUAUAAAGUGAAUAUAAGAAGACGUUUAAGAGAUCGAGAAAUGUUGAAAAGGAAGAAAGAAGAGGCUCAACAGAAAGACACUUACCAGUGGGUUUUUGGAGAGCAGACUAGCAGCAAACGUCAAAGAAAAACCCAAGGAACUGGACGUGGAAGAAGGAAGCAAGUCAAGGAACGUGAACCUGAGCCUUAUCCUGAACCACAUUCUGAACCUGAGCCUAAACCAGAAUCAGAACAUGAACCGAUCCAUGAACUGCAACAUGAACCAAGACAAGAGCAACACUUUGAAAUGGAGGCAGAAAAAAAGUUUGAGCUUAUGUCUGAGGUGCCGCAAGAUCAUGUUGAGCACGAGAAAGAACCCCUGGUGCAUCAUGAAGAUUCACCGCCCACUGUGAGUAAAGAAGACACUGCUGAUGUGACUCUUCUAAUACAUGAAGAUGCUGGUGGACAUUUACCACAAGAGUCUACAUCUUUGCAACAAGCUCUAGGAUAUCCUUUUUAUGAACCAGUGCCCAAAACUGAACAGCAUAUUCCAGAUAAAGAAGUAAUGUCUGAUCUUGGACCAGCUACAGAAACACAUGAGGUCCUUGGCUUUCCUCUUGAACAGGAGCAAGUGGAGCAUCAGUACUAUACACCACUGCUUUAACUCUACUGUUACAUAAGUUCUCAUACUAUAUAAGAGUAAUAUUUUUAGUUUAUUUCUUUAUGUUACACUGAAAACCAAUAAGGUCAAAUGUGUUAACUGCCAAACUCAACAACCAUUGUCUUUUUCAUGGCUUUCAGUGACAUUCAAGACAUAGAUUUUGAUUAUGUGAAUGAUUCAUUAUUCUAUUAUCUUUCAGUUACUUCUUUUUAAUGUGUAAAAUGUGUUUUUAAUAAAGUACAUUUAUCAUGUGAGAUACAUAACCAGUCACCUAAAAAGGAAAUAAAGGCAUUAUAUUCUUA
This is a messenger RNA of Hyla sarda, 1193 nucleotides long. RefSeq names its product hemogen (gene HEMGN). Lineage: Eukaryota; Metazoa; Chordata; Amphibia; Anura; Hylidae. The transcript is spliced from 5 exons. The record is from RefSeq and is a predicted model, not a curated record. Bases 292 to 894 code for a protein of 200 amino acids.